Molecule: messenger RNA, 1855 nt
Organism: Sesamum indicum (sesame)
Lineage: Eukaryota; Viridiplantae; Streptophyta; Magnoliopsida; Lamiales; Pedaliaceae
Product: protein NETWORKED 4A
Cellular component (GO): vacuolar membrane
Molecular function (GO): actin binding
Source: RefSeq, a predicted model, not a curated record
AUCAGAAGCGAUUCCGUUUUCUUCGGGUAAAGAUGGAGAUUGAAGAGAGGACUUUGGAUUCGCCGUGGUGGAAUAGUCAAAUUCGUCUGGGGAACUCUGAAUGGCUUGCAGAAAAUGUUGAUGGUCUUGAUCAGAGUAUCAAAGAAAUGCUACUUUUGAUUGAAAGUGGAGAUUUUCCUGUGGAGAAUGUUGAUGGUAAUCAUUCAAAGCAGUCUGAGUUAGUUGCUUGCGUCAAGGAAAUCUCCCAGAGGCACCAUUUGCUCGCUGACCACUACAAUAAGUUAACAGGAGAAUUGAGUAGGUAUAUCCAAUCAACAAAUGAAACAAAGAAUUAUGAGAAAACCACUCUUGGUCCUCAACCUCCUUUCGUAACUCCAGAGAAGAAGCUGAAUGUUGAAGGUCAAGUAGUUGGUUCUGAUUUCUCUCUAAGUUCUGGUGGUGGAAUUUCAGAUGCAACUCCAAAUGAAGGCUCUGAAUCUUCAUCAUUGUCAUCAGAUUCCGAUUCAGAGGCUUACUUCUCAUCCCGUAAUGAGCAUUCAAGCUCACGGCCUUCUGCCAAGAUGUUGAAGCAUGACAAUAUAAAUCUGGAAACAGAGAUGGAAGGUGUGGCUGCCCUGACUGAUCAAGAGCACAGCUGCGGAGAUUAUGAAAUGCUACUCAGACAAAUCACAAACUAUGAAAAAGAAUUGAAGGUUUCCAAGGAAAAAUUUAAGUUUGCAGAAGAAGAAAUUGCCAAAUUGAAGAGUGAAUUACAAAAUAAUGAAGCAGUCACCACCAAAAUGGUUAGUCUGGAGGCCCAGCUUGUCUCAGAAAAGAAUCAGAUUAAGUUGCAUGAAGCUGAAAUUGAAAAGGAGAACAAAAAAUCUUUGAUGCUCCACAGGCAAGUAGUUGAUUUGGAAGCCAAACUUGAGUCGGAGAAAAGGCAAGUUCAGGAGUUACAGGAGAGUGUAAUAAAGUACACAGCAAAGUUAUCGGAUUCUGAUCUUGAGAUACGGAAACUGAAUGCUGAACUACAAGAUGCUUCAGGAAAUUUCGCUCUGGAGAAAUGGCAGCUAGAAUCCUCUGUUUCCAAGUUGUCAGAAAGGCUGGCUUUGCAUGAGGCAGUAACCAAAGAAAUGCAGAUGCAAUAUGAAUUCUUAGCUGGUCAGAUGAAGAAAUGCGAAGCUGAGAAACUUGAGAUGGAAAAAAACCAAUUAGCUUUAAAAAUCAGUUUGCAAGUUGAUAUUGAAAAUCUGCACGUAGAGCUUUUCAAGAAAGAAUUACUAGUGGAUACUUUGAAUAAAGAUAUUGAUGGGCUGAAGCUGAAGUAUGACACGCUAAUGGCCGAGAAAGAUGGACUCAACUCCAAGUUACAGACACUCACUGCUGAUCUAAGUGUUUGCGACAAUCAAAUUCAACAUUUGGAGCACAAUCUGCACGAGCUACAUUCUGAAAACAAGCGGCUAAGUGAAGGGUCCGAUCGUGCAAACAAGCUAACAGCUGAACUGAAGUCCAAGAUCGAUGAGCUACAGAAAGAGGUGGAAAUCAAGGCAGCCAUGAUUUCUGAAACGGCUGAGGAAAAACGAGAAGCUAUACGGCAGCUGUGUUUUUCAGUUGACCACUACAAAAGUGCAUAUGCAGAACUACGACAUGCAUGUGUUAUACGCAAACGUCCCACAGCUGCGGUCUUGUAGAUCUGGUAAUCCUUAUAUAUAUGCCUUAAUGUGUAUUUGUUUAGACAUCCCUUUACGUCUAGUUUCGCUAUAUCCAAUGUUUUAUGUGAACUUGCAGCAUCUUGAAUCGCAAUGCUGCUAUUUGCUUCCAUGUUAUUUGUGUUAUGGUAUUAUAUAAUAGCAAUGGGGAAAAUGUUAUAUUA